Molecule: messenger RNA, 10253 nt
Organism: Haplochromis burtoni (Burton's mouthbrooder)
Lineage: Eukaryota; Metazoa; Chordata; Actinopteri; Cichliformes; Cichlidae
Gene: shroom1
Product: shroom family member 1
Exons: 11
Coding region: 4228-9015 (1595 amino acids)
Biological process (GO): actin filament organization
Cellular component (GO): cortical actin cytoskeleton; apical plasma membrane; adherens junction
Molecular function (GO): actin filament binding
Source: RefSeq, a predicted model, not a curated record
UCCGCUUCUCUCUCCAGGGAAUAAGGUAAGCUGAGUGCGGACGGAGGAAAAGGAAAGCUCAUUACCAGAGGUUGCGAGACACGCCAGCUAACCAUAUACAGGUGAGCCGUCCUUGUUAGUUAGUUAGUGUAACUAUCACUGAUAAACGAAGAGGAAACCCACUGAAGACAACAAACCAAGAGUAAAGCUACAGUUUGAGGACCGCGAAGGAAGCGGGAAUCGGCAGGUUUCAGAGUUGAGUCCCGGAGUUGGCGACAAAACACACAGUCUUCAGGGUCAGUCAACGUUCUUCUGGUGUGGAGAGUCCCCAGGCAAAAGGUAGGAAAUGCCUCGUGCUGGGCCUUGUUGCACAAAGAGAACUCACAACUUCCUGAGGACAGGGGUCUACAGGAGAUUUUGUCUUCUUCUUCUUCAGCCUACACACCAACUGAGUAGUGGCGUGAUAUUCUAUACUGUGUGUGUUGUACUGAGGGAAACUGCCACUGCAAAAAGUCACUGUCAUUUCAAAAAGAUAAAUGAUCUACUUCAGGUACGCAUCAAAACUGAGGAAGUAAGUAUCACUGGAAGUGUUUGGUACUGGUUUGUUUACUAUGUGGUCAUGAAAAAAUAUGUGGAGCAUGCUUAAAGCUGGGAAUUAAGAAUUUAAAAAAAAAUCUGUCAUUAAGCUGCCCACUAGAUUAAAUGUACUUUGUGUGCAUGUAGAGUGGAAAGAUGAUUAGCAGGGGUGAGGAGGUCAACUUACAGCUUGCUAGAUCUGUUGCAAUAAAGUGUAGUAGCAUCUGAUCAUGGGUCAGCUUGAGCAUUUUAGCUUCUGUUCUUUUUGUUAACUACCUUGAGAGAUGUGAUCAAACCACUUGUUUGUUUUGUGUGCUUGUAGGCAUUUUCAGUUAGCAAAUUAGUAUUUUAGGAAGCAGAAAGUUUAUUUAGUGUGGUGGCUAAAUUGCUCUAAUCUUGGUGUCUCUGUACCUGCAAUGUUUAUGCACGAAAGUACUUCUUUAGAUAAACGGGAAUUUAAAGUCAGACACCAGAUGGUUUCUGACAAGUAACUGCCAAACAGUGAGGUGGUUUCCAGUCAUGUUUAUGUUCCAGGCACUUUAUUCACUUGGUUACUAUAGCAGAUGAAAUGCAUCCUUCUCAAAAGGAAAUCUGCUGGAAACCCUCAGUUGUUUUACACUUUAAGAGGAAUGAGUAGGAGACAUGAGUGUAAAUAAAGAAGAAAGAGACUGAGUGACAUUAGAGCCUGGGAUGCCAAGGCUAACAAAUUAUAGAAAUUAAAGGAAUAGUAGAUUACAGGGAUUAAAACAAGUGAUUAUGAAAAUAAUAAGUUAUCAAUUUUUCAGUUUAACUACCUGAUUAAUUGACUGAGUUACUGCUUGCAGCUCUGCCCGUUAGUCAGGCUCUGGUAAGGGGCCUUCAUCUCUCCUUGGCUUAAUCCGGUUGUUCUAUCAGGGUGGGUAAUCCUGAUAAUUUGCACUCAUUGAGCGAAAACAAAAAUGUGGAGAAUGCUGGCCAAUUUAAUUUGCUCGAUUUCAUCUGCCAUUUGGAGGGUGUUAAACUGAGCGGGGAGGUCACAGUGGCCAAGUGGGUUCUAGAUUAAACAUUCAAAUCUCCUUCCUCAAAAAUAUGCUUUGGAUCAGAACUGUUGUUCAGUGUCAAGUUGGAGGCAGAGGGAGAAGUGCAUAUUUACUGUUUGCCCACACAGACUGCCUCUAUCUGCCUUCCCGGUUGUUUUGCAAUUCAAAUCUCCUAAUGCAACACUGAGCAAAUUUCCCCUUGUUGUCCUUGAUGAAGCUGCUGCUCUGUAUCUGGACUGUCCUUUUCAUGCAUCUAAAAGCAUAAUACCAGGUAAAAAGAGGGAGAUUAGAGGCAUGUCUGCUACUUUCAUCAUGGCACUUUAGAUAGUGAUCAAACAGUUUCUUAUACGUUUUCCUUUUUUAUCCUCAUGUUUGUUUUCUCCUUGGUCUCCUUCCUUUCCAGACUUAAUGUCACUGACAUGCCCAGCAGCAAAAGCUCCAUGCGUGAAUGACUCCUGUUGUCAGUAAGCUUUUGCCACUGACUGCAGUGACUGCAUUUAUGUGCUCUUUGUGGAAAGGAAUUCAACAAAAGCAGGACAAAAACAUGUUAUUCUGCUGGCAGAGUUUGUUUGUUAAAUAUUUUUUUUUGUGCCUGUGACUGGAUGCAGGCUUAGUUUAAUGGACCAACACAAGCACAGGUGUGCAUUCAGGGUGGGUGGAGCCUGUUAGGUAACCAAACUAGGGCUGCAGCUGAAUAUUUGAAUGUUGAGGUUCGUUCAUUGCAUAAGUGCAUGGAUGGAAGUUUCAGGAUUUGCGUGUUUCUUCUUCUUCUUUUCCUUCUUUUUUUAUACAUGUGGAGGUACAUGCAGUCUUAACUCUGAUGCCUUGCUCUCAUCACUCUGGUAUGAAGCCACGAUCGUUCUUCUUCACUUCAUGUCAUAGUUACAAACUUAGCGACUUUUCAUAGCGCUUUAGAAACAAAAAGCUAUCAAAGGCCUUUCUCACCCCAGGCACGCCUCUCUCUUUUCCUUUGUACAAUUUAGAAAGCUGCAACACCCAAAAUAAGUGUGUGAAAGAAGAAAAUUACAAGCAUCCUGUUGCUUUUAACUUUCUCCCUGAGCGAUAAUUUCACUUGUCCAUUUAGCCAAAAUCACAGCACAGCCAUUAUCUUUAUAUAACAUGUGUACAGCGAUUUUUUUCUUUCCUUUUUUUUGUGAGAUGACAACGCAGUAAAAAAACAUGUGACCCGAGCAGGAAACCCACAUUUAUAUUUGUCAGCUGGACAAGCUUCAAUAGAAGUGAAUGGGGAAACGUGGUAAAUAUUUAUUACUUGAGAAACUGCUGUUACAACAACUCGUGGGAACACUUCUUGUUUUGGUGUGUUUGAUUGACAAUCUUCCAAACUUGAGUUACUGAGUGAGCAAAAACCUUUGUAGGAGUGUGCCCUUCCUUGAUGCUUGGAUCUCAGCAAUGAGGGAGUGUAUUUACUGUUAGAGUCUGGAAUGCAGGUUUUCCCUCAAAACCGGUCUCUGAAAUGCUUCUGUUAUUUUCUGUGUUCUACGACUGUCCAUUCACUACUGAUAAUUGCCUCACAUUAUAUAGGUACAAGGGAGCAGUAAGGCCUGACCAGGAAUGCUGUUGUCUUGGAGUGCCGUUGGUCAUUUAGUACUGUAACCUGACUUUAGCCACUCCAGGAGGUUGAACAAUUAUGAGAGGGGAAAACGCCCAUUUCUACUUAUGUCCUCGGAGCGUCUCAAAGGUAAUAGGAUAGUGUGUUGAUGUGAAAAUUUACGAUCUGUGUGGCAGCAGAUGGAUGGGGAUGAGAUUUUGGAUUUUCCAUGACUGCAGUAACAAACCUUAUAAACCUGAGGCUAGACCCGUAGUACGUCACUGUGUUGCUACUAAAUGGCUGACAUGGUUCUUAGAAGAAGGGUUGGUAAAUUCUGAUUAAUCAAAUAACUAAAUCUAAAGUGUGCUUGGUCUCUGCGCUAACAGUCAUAAUUGGUGCUUAGGCAUCUUUGCAAAUAUUCGCCAUUGGCACAUUGUUAACCUGGCACUUCUGCCCAUGCAUAUUCCCUCAGUAGAGGAUUAAAUAUUUAACGUCAUUAUGUAAUCAGUAUUGAAACGAAAACUUUGUCCUUAUGAUAUAACAAAGCUUCACUACAGGCCUGUUUUUCCUGUCUGGAGGUGUCAUGAGAACUUUUGGAUUGCAAAUCGAAAUUAAGUUGCGUUGAGCACAGUGGAUAGGAAAAAGGGGAGUCCCUUUUCAACGUGUUUGUCUCAGAGUAUGCCAGACAUAGAUGGUCUAAACUUAUCUUUUAAAUCAAAUAGUGACCUCAUUGCUUUGCUGAGGGCUCACAGUUCUGUGAUCUUCUCUUAUGCACUUUUGUAUUCGACCAGGAAGUGUCCCGCAGGCUGUCUCUUAUCAGAUGUUCACGUACUAUCUACACAGGCCAACAGAUGGAAAUCAGGAAGGGCAGUGACUUUGACUCAGAGUUCUGGAGCAGACUGUUUCAUGGGGCUGUGACUGCAGAAAAAGAAGGCAGGAAAAUGACCUAAAUAGUAACCAACGUGACGGACAACCUGGUGCAGAUGUGUUUGUGGUAAUUUUCCCAGUUUCAACCACAAGGAAGACACAUGCAUCAGCGCUCAUACACGUACACCAUAUCUACAGAUUCUGCCCUUCCCUUCCUGCCAUUCGCCCCAGUCCUCCAUGGAUUCCUACAACUUCCACUUUGAGAGAAUGAGCAACGUGGAUCUGCAUCCUCUGAGCAUGCCUGUCAGCCGGCUUUCCCCAGCCAAGUCCAGCAGUAGCAUCGUCGACCAACUUGCACACCACCAACACGGCAAAGGAGACUCUGCCUAUAGCUCCUUCUCUGGUGGUUCCACUGCCCCAGACUAUCCAUCUCCCUUUCUUCCAGAGGACCUUCAGCCAAACUCCUUCAGCCACUAUGCUGAUCUUAAGUAUGUAAAGUCCAUUUACCAUCCGACCCAGGUUCUGCAGUCUGACUCAAAGACCAUGGACCAGCUCUAUCGCUCAGUUGAAUCUAUCGCCCAUGAGUACCGCAACAAAACUAACACUAAUGUAAACCACCUUAACUACAAUGGCAGUAACAGUGUCCAUACCAACAACAAAGCACUCUCAAAAAGAGAGAUGCAUUUGGGGAAUUCAGCCCAAAGUGCUGUCCCUCCUGUCCGUCCUCCUCCAGUUCCAGCACGCCUGGAUAGUUUUAUAGCUACUAAAAACUUUGAAAACAUCCAUCAUAAUAAUGCUGAAUUUCAGCUCCAGCAGCCUUAUCAGAAGGCCAGACCCCAAGUUCGGCAGCACCAUGAUCUAAAUGCCACAAAACCUGAGACAGCUAAUGCUGAUACGAGCAACUCGGACUUCACUUCUGACCCAGUAUACCCAGUUUGGAGAGGCUCUCAACAGCAGCAGCCACAGGCACAGGUGCCACCAAACUACCGACCCCACCUCCAGCCUAAUGAUCAGACCAGGCUGCCUCUGAACCCAGAAUAUCUAUCCAUCAAAGAGAACAAAGCUGCCUCUGAGCAGCAGAAGUCAGCAAACAAUCUAAGCCGAUCUAUUCCUCGAGGCACAAGUCAGCCUGACCACCUGCCAGCCAAAAAGCCCCCGAGCACUGGUGGAUGUAAUGGAGACCAUUAUAGCAAAGCUAGUAAGCGCCAUCUUGAAAGUCAGCGCAAAAGGGCACAUUCUGCUUACGACUGGCUUGGUUCAGAGCCAGCCCGAGCUGCCAACCCCUGGGGGAGUAAUGAUCAGAGUCUUAUCAGCGGCAGCAGCAUUCAGCACAAGGGUCAAUACUACUUUGUCACUGGAGUGUGUAAGCUGUCUGAGUCUGGUUUGAAGACACACUCUCUUUCUGUUUGUGGUUCUGAGGCUGGAAGUGAAGUCUCUACUGUGUUGGAGACGCACAAGCUAAGAGAAAGAUGCCACAGCACAAUGGACAAUUUGUUUAGACCUCUCCAAGAGACUUCUCGCUCCUCCAGUGGUACAAUUCUAGAUGAAAAUGAUGUUUUCACUUCUGUUACCCCAGGAAAAGAUAUGAUCUCUGAGAGUCGGGAGCAACUUAAACCGUCCUUUAAGCUGACGCAGUCCUCGCGAAGCUUCGAUGCCUUAGAAGAAAUCGACACAGUGCAGAAUCGAGAAAUUGGCCGGCACACUGCCAGCAACCCUAUAUUUUAUUGUGGUCCCGAAAGAAGCUGCUCACAAUCAGCCUCACCAACAAUGGAGGAUACAUCACUGAUUAGCAAUGAGCAGUCCAACCACCACAAGAGAGACGAUCAUGCAAAGAGAGGGAAAUGGCAGCCCUUAGGGGAUGUUGCAAGUGAGAGGAUAAACAAGGAAACAACCCCGCUUCUGUACCACCUCACUGGUGCCAGCAGAGCAGCAUUACAGCCCAAGAAUGAGCCUGGGAUCAGUGUAAAAGGCAAGGAAACAGUCUUAAACAAAACAGGCCAAGGUGAUGUGCCAGUAAAUGACAGUGAGACACCUCCACAGGGUGACAUUAGCAAGAAUAAUAGAGGUGAUGAUAUUUCAGUUGCCUGUAACACCUUGGAUGACUCAUUUAAAAAGUACUACAAAGAGAAGCUGAAGGAUGCUCAGUCAAAAGUUCUGAGGGAGACGUCAUUUAAAAGGAGGGACCUGCAGCUGUCGUGGCCACACCGGAUCAGGGAAAAGCCAGAGCUGAGACCCGGAGUGAUUCAUCGUUUCUCUUCAUCACAGGACUCAGAGACUUCUAGCGACACGCUCACUCCUUCUGUCACUUCAGAAGGGAUGGAGAAGGGGAGCAUAAAAGAAGAAGACAUCAGUGAUCACAUGGAGAUUGGCAAAAAGCAUGAAAAUGAAAGUGGGAGGCCAACAAAUGUUGCCCAGCCACAGGUGGCACGAAUUGGAAGCAGAAAGAGACUGACUCCUGAGCAGAAGAAGAUGUCUUACUCGGAGCCAGAGAAACUCAACCACCUCGGCGGUGGCCCACACCACUCAGCCUGCCGCUCAUUUGGCAAUGAAAGCGACGACCUGUUUUUGGAUCAAAAUGAGGGAGAGGAGCAGGUGCCGCAAGAAGAGCAGGGAUUGGUUGAAGCACGGAGGAAGAUGUUUGAGACAAGAGGUCGAGCUCUUUCAACCUCGAGCACCUCGAAGACAAACCUAAAACAUCUGCGACAUCAGGCUCUGGUGGAUUACAUGGAGCGUAAGACGGGCCAUAAAGCGGCCGAACCCCAGCAACCAACAUCUCAGAUACCACCUCCACCCAGACAGAGGCACUCUCUUGGGGAGAAACCAUUUGACUGGCCAGGUCCCAGGUCUCUAUCGGGGAAUUAUGAAGCUAAAAAUACAAAGAAGAAGCUUAACAGACCCCACUCUGCAGGCCGAAUCCUCGAUUCCUCCACCAGCUCGAUCAGGUAUGCACAGUUCUUCUCAGCACAGUCCUGUUCAGGCCAAUAUAGUGGCCAGCAAAAUCAGUCCAGAUGGAGAGAGAGCCAAGGUCCUUCUCAGGGAAAGUCUGCAUCAGCGGAGAGUCUCUUGGACCAGCCAGAACCACCUAGUUUCCUUAGGAACCGUUCCACAUCCACACCGCACACACUUGAGGCAAAUGAAUAUGAGGAGGAUCUACUACCAGCUAAUACUAUGGAGACCAGCAGUUCUGAGAAGAUUGCCAUUAAGGAAUCCUCGAGAAAGUCAGCUCCUGUGGACCAUCACCAGGUCCGUGUACCGUCACAGAGGGGAAAAUCCAUGGAAGAGCUUGGGGUAUCCCAGGUGACAAAGGUGUCAGCCCUGAGUAAAAGUUCUGAACAGCUGGAUCAUCUGCAGAGGUAUUCGAGUGAGAUGGGACGACCAGACUUUUCUGAUGAAAGAGAAGCCCAGGGGCAGGAAAGAAGGAGGAAGAAACUAAGUGUUUCGGAGAAAACAGGAAAAGAGCCAGAGAUUGUUGGUCAGAAGCACACUCAGGGACAGUCACAAAACCAAACCCAGAGGAAAGCCCUGUUGAAGGACAACUCAAAGGAGGAUGCUACAGUCAGAUCAAGGAACUCAAGUGGAUCAAUCUCCCCUAUCUCCUCCUCUUCCCCUUCUCAGGCCAAGGUUCAUCCUGCGAGUCCUGGAUCUCAUGGCCCUGUCACAGAUGAAUGCAGGUCUAGCAGAUCGCCUAGUGAGUCUUCCUCAAACCCACCGUCCCCUGGAGGUGAAGAGAUCACUGAGAGGGAGAUUAAAUCCACUGCGUCCACCCCCACUCAGACAAAGCUUCCUUUUGAAAACAGAUCCAGCAGAGGCAGCACAUCUUCUGUGACUGAAUCAGAGAGGGAGCAGUCGGUGAAUGAACCAAGCAGUAAUGGCCAGCCACCUGAUUCAAACCAUGAGGUGUCUCUGAGCUGUGGCGUCACCACAGAUCCUUUGCUCUGGAUUCUGUCACCAGAAGAAGAGGUCAAAGAGGAAGUCAAGACUACACCUCUGACUGACAGUGUUUUCGACUCCACUAGUGCAGUCCCUCUAAAGCAGAUGAGUGAAACCUCUGUGUCUCCCUGCACGUCGGUCUCCGACGAAGACAUCAGUCAUCAGGUGGAUGAGGAGAAAGAUCUGGUAAUGGAAGAUGAGAAUGUGGGAGAAAACCAGGAGAUGGAGGAAAGGGGAACACCAGAGGGAGAGACGGAGGGCCAGGAGACACCUGCUGAGAGACCUAAGUGGGAGGAGCUUGUAGAAGCAGUUGUCGGAGCCGACCAGACGUUAGCUAGAGUGCUCUACCCACUGACCAAUCGUAAGACAGCGCUCAUGCUGAUGGAGCAGCUGCUGUCGGAGGACACACUGCUCAUGGAGGAGCACUACAAGAAGAAACAAGAGCAGAAUGGAGCAGCAGAAAGUGCUGAAACAGUGGAAGGGUCGGAAGCCUCUCCCUGUCCCCCUGCUCCCGACAGUGAGAAAUCAGCAGACCUGCAAAGCAAAACUGACAUCACAGAGAAGAAGCGUUUGUUGGCUUCGUACAUCGAGGACCGUCUGCGCUCGUAUGAAGAGACGCGUGGAGCCCUCCAGGUAGAGGUUCAGGAGAACACAGCCCGCGGGGAAGCGCUACAGGUGCUGGUCCGUGAGCGUUGUCUCCCUGUGGAACUGGAGAGGUACAACCUGUUCAUAGGUGACCUGGAGCGGGUGGUCAGUCUGCUGCUGUGCCUGUCUGCUCGGCUGGCCAGGGUACAGAACGCCCUGAGCACCGUGGAUGAGAACACUGAUGCUGAGGAGAAGCAAUCUCUGGACAGUCGCCAUCGUCUGCUAUGCAAACAGAGGGAGGAUGCCAAAGAUCUGAAGGAUAACUUGGAUCGCAGAGAAAACCUCGUCUCCACCUUCCUGUCACGCCAGCUGUCCGCCGAACAGCUACAGGACUACCGGCGCUUCGUCCAGACCAAGGCGUCGCUGCUCAUCCGGCAAAAGGACCUGGAGGAGAAGCAGAGGCUGGGAGAGGAGCAGCUGGAGGCCCUUACCGGCAGCCUGGAUCUGUGAGGGGGAAAUUUUGGAUUUGCUUCGCUUACCUAAAAUGAGGAUGGCUUCUUCAAAAUGAGACAUGUAGAGACAUGUUGGCUUUGUAGAGGUCCAGCUGGUCUCUGCAACCCUUUGCACUCUGUCAUGACUGUUUUGGUCAUUGAAAAGAGUUUAGCAGAGUUACACCAAGACCCACGAUACCCCUCUUCUAUUUGUUUAUAUAGGCAGUGCAUGAGGUGAGCAGUAAUGACUGAAGUUGCUUACCUUCCUGUCAUCUGCUGAGACUCAUAAAUGCUCACUGACUCCGCCCACCACUGUUUCCAGGCUUGUCCCACUACGGUACAUCUUUUACUUCGAACAGGAGUGAACUGUUUUUGUUUGGGGGGUUUUCUGUGUGCCUUGAUGAUAGCUGAAGCUGUGGAACAUUUUCCAUUAGAGCUGCUGUGGGGACACUUUUUUAGCAAUGCAGAAACCCUCCCUUCACUUUUCAUUAGUGCUUCAGCCCUGUAUCUGCACCUGUGGAAACCUACUAUAAGCUUUAAGAUUGUAUUUGAGCAGCGGGAGGACGCCAGUGAAAGAAAGCAGUCUGAAAGAGAGCGAUGUACUGUAUCAUAUCAGUAAAAAUGUACAAUAGAUGUAGAAGAGUUAAUCUUUUUUUAAUGUUCUUAUUUUUAAAUGUGUUUCAAAUGAAGGCACUAAAAACCAAAAAAAAAAUAGGUGAAUGGAAAAAAGCACUUUGUAAAAAAAAAACCUAAAUGCACAUUUCUUCAAAUCAGAUUCAAGAUCAUUUCAAGUGGAAGCCUUACUCCAUCCAUUUAAACAAUAUUUCUUCCUGUUUCAGGUUCGUUUUAAAUAGGAAUGUUGAGGUGAUCUUUUUUAAAAGGUACAUGAGCGCAUCAAUCAGCAUGAAAAAUUGUGUACAAAUUCUUUUCCAGUUAAUUUCAUUAAAGCCUUGAUGAUUUAUACUGGAAUAGUUCUUCAUACGGAGGUGCUAAGCCUCAUAAAAGCAGAUUACACAUAAGCAACAAUUAUAUCACUGAGUACUUUGCUCCCCAAUGUCCUUUUGUCGCAUAGCCGAUUCUUGAUACUUGAAAUGCCUUUUGUUUUAAGUUUUUUAAUGAGAAAAAUUCGCAAUCUUCAAUUCAGGCGUCUUAGACUGGUUUCCUGUUCUCUACCUCCACAGAGUAGCCCCCUCUAGAAACACGUGAUGCUUGUUUCAUUUUACACACUUCUCUUAAGUUAAAGGCUGUUUCUGAAAG